Molecule: messenger RNA, 1929 nt
Organism: Exophiala aquamarina CBS 119918
Lineage: Eukaryota; Fungi; Ascomycota; Eurotiomycetes; Chaetothyriales; Herpotrichiellaceae
Product: PAB-dependent poly(A)-specific ribonuclease subunit pan3
Exons: 9
Coding region: 1-1929 (642 amino acids)
Biological process (GO): mRNA processing; nuclear-transcribed mRNA poly(A) tail shortening; protein phosphorylation
Cellular component (GO): PAN complex; P-body
Molecular function (GO): poly(A) binding; ATP binding; metal ion binding
Source: RefSeq, a predicted model, not a curated record
AUGGCCGCCGUGAUCAAGAGCAGUGUUGAUGAUUCGAAGAACACCACCCUCUCUCCCCGACCCAAAGGUCGAGAAAAUGCAAAGGACACCCUGUGUCGCAACGUCACAAUCUAUGGGAAAUGCCGUUAUGAAGAUAAGGGCUGUGCCUUCAACCACAAUGUAGAGAAGUCUGCCUCCGCUGAUGGCAGCCAGAGCGAUGGCCAGCAGAAGAAGGCCUUGAACGUCGACUCUCCCAGCUUCACCCCUUCCUUCCUGUCACCCAACGGGGCAAACAACACCACCCCCAAGAAGUCUGCCGGUAUUUCACCAAAGGCAGCCAGUGCUGCCCCAUUCAUGCCAAAGGCAAUCAUCUCCCGAUCAUCGACCACAACCCCUCUCCGCCAAGAUGCAAGAACUCCAGAUUGGGCUAUGGCUGAUGUACAAGAGUUUGUUCCAAGGCGAGCACAGGACUCCUCCAUGACAAAUGAAAAUGAGAUACCGGUUGGCCACUCCUUUGAGACCUUUCAACCUACGCAUGCGGCCAAUCCUUACCUUGAUCAUGGCCUGAAUGGCGCUGCGUUUUACCAGGGACCUUCUACCUUUCAACAACCCGUGCAAUAUCACCAAUACGCCCCGAUCGGACACUAUAGCACCAAUUUAGCCCCUUACCAGCGCACUGUCCACGACCUUUUUAUUCCCGACGAUCUUCGCGAGGAGAUCCAAAAGAAGUCUGCGGCGGCUCUGCAGACCCUACCUAACUCUCAGCUUCCCAAUCACAUUGAAUCCUACCAUUCACUUGUUCCCCUCGACACCAACCAGAAAAGCUCAACCAUAUUUGGGGGCUACACAUCAUGGGUCUACAAAGCCCAGUCAAGUGCGAAUGGCCAUUUGUUUGCACUCCGCAGAAUAGAAGGCUUCCGGUUGACCAACGAACUGGCCAUUCGCUCCGGGCAGGCCUGGAAACACCUGAUCAGUGCCAGUGUGGUCAGAAUUGUGGAUGUAUUCACCAACCGUGGCUUCGGAGAUUCUUCCCUUUUCGUCGUCACUGACUAUCAUCCUCUCUCUAAAACGCUUCUGGAACAUCAUCAUAUCGGCCACAAUUGGGCUCGUCCUGCUCGAAAUAAUAAGGACCAAGUUAGCGAGCCUGUCUUAUGGAGCUACGUUGUACAGAUUGCUUCGGCACUAAAAGUAAUUCACUCCUCUGGCCUGGCGGCUCGUGUUGUCGACCCCUCCAAGAUCCUUGUUACUUCAAAGAAUCGAAUUCGGCUGAAUGGCUGCGGUAUACUAGAUGUAGUGCAGUUUGACAAUAAUGUGCCUCUGGCUCAACUCCAGCGCCAGGAUCUUGUCAACUUUGCCCUCGUCAUUCUCUCUAUUGGCAGCGGGACUGCCGAAGCGGGCCAAAAUUUUGCCCGUAGUAUGGAUCUGUUUAAACGAUACUUCAAGAAAGAUCUACAGGACGCACUGGUCUGGUUGUAUUCGGCAAUGCAGAAUCAGGAAAGGACGAUAGACCAGUUCACAAGUUUGAUCUCAAACCAGAUGAUUACAGCGUUCAAUGGAGCGCUACACAACGACGACACUCUUCAUAACGAACUCUCUCGCGAGGUUGAGAAUGCUCGACUUGUCAGACUACUUGCGAAAUUGAAUUUUAUUACUGAACGACCCGAAUACGAACACGACCGGGCAUGGUCGGAAAAUGGAGAGAGGUAUUUCCUUAAAUUGUUCCGCGACUAUGUCUUCCAUCAAGUCGAUGCGCAAAAUCGGCCCGUGCUGGAUCUCGGCCACGUGUUGACCUCGCUAAACAAACUGGAUGCCGGUACAGAUGAAAAGAUUACACUGAUUUCAAGAGAUGAACAAAGCUGUUUUGUGGUCAGCUAUCGCGAAGUAAAAAAGGGAGUGGAAAGUGCAUUUUCGGAAUUGUUGAAAAGAGGCUCACCGCCGAUGGUGAGAUGA